AUGCGGAAAUGUGAAAACCUUACCACAGACUGUUGGUUCUCCAUGGUGAUUCAAGAUGCUGAUGCUGGUGAACUAAGAGAAGAUAUUCCAGAAAUAAAUUCAGCUGCUGGCCUCAGCCUCUUCCAGGGGGAUAUUUUACUACCUAGGAAACGCAGCGCACUGGGAGACGAGAAUUCCCGAUGGACAAUUCCCAUUCCGUUCAUUCUGGCUGACAGUCUGGAUUUAAACGCCAAAGGGGUAAUCCUUAAAGCAUUUGAAGGAUUCCACCUAAAAUCUUGUGUAAAUUUCAAGCCACGUGAUAGAGAAAGGUCGUUUAUAAUAUUUCAGAAGCUGGAUGGAUGUUGGUCUGCAAUUGGAGAUGCAAAGCACGGCCAAAACCUUUCAAUAGGUGUAGGGUGUGACCACAAAGCUAUUGUAAUGCAUGAAAUCUUACAUGCUCUAGGACUCUUCCAUGAGCAGACAAGGACGGACCGAGAUGAUUACGUUAAAAUAUGGUGGGAGCACGUGCUUCCAGAUCAAAUACACAACUUUAAAAAAUAUGGAGACAGCUAUCUCACUGACCUGAAUACUCCAUAUGAUUAUGAGUCCAUCAUGCACUAUGGUCCAUUUUCAUUUAGUAAAAAUUCAAGCUUAAGAACUAUUACUGCCAGAAUAUCUGAAUUUAAUCACAUUAUUGGCCAGCGCUUGGAUUUUAGCACUACUGAUCUAGCAAGACUCAAUCGCAUGUACAACUGCACGUCAUCUCUAACCCUUUUGGACCAAUGUGAUUUUGAGUCAGCCGACGUGUGUGGCCUGGUUCAGGAAACCAGAGAUGAUGAUGACUGGACUUAUAAGAACAGUGAUUCUCUGGGACAAGACCACACCUUUGCUGGACCAUGUAAAGAUGCUGGCCACUUCAUGCACUUUAAUACCAGUUCUGGGAUGAGAGGUGAAGCGGCUGUCUUAGAAUCUCGCAUUCUGUAUCCAAAAAGGAAGCAACAGUGUCUCCAGUUCUUCUUCAAAAUGACAGGAAGUCCCUGGGACAGACUUACCAUAUGGGUUAAGAAGGACGACGGUACUGGAAAAAUUCGCAGGCUGGUUAAAAUCCAAACAUUUCAAGGGAACAGUGACCAUAACUGGAAAAUUGCCCAUGUGACCCUCAACGUACAAAGAAAGUUCAAGUAUCUCUUCCAUGGACUCAAAGGCAAUCCUGGUGACUCAUCUGGAGGAAUUUCCAUUGAUGAUCUAACCCUGAGUGAAACCCCGUGCCCCAGCGCUGUGUGGCUUAUUCGCAACUUCUCCCAUCUACUCAGAACUGCACCUGAAGACUACUUGGUGCAAAGUCCCCUGUUUUAUAGCGCUGAAGGUUAUGGUUAUGGUUUAACAGUGUCUCCCAGAGGCCAGAGUGAUUCUGCCUCUGCAAAUUACACACGCAUUUCUUUUCACCUGAUCAGUGGUGAAAACGAUGGAGUUCUUGAGUGGCCAGUUCUAGGCAGGCAGGUCACAAUCACUGUUCUGGACCAAGAUCCUGAUGUCAGGAGGAGGAUGUCCUCAGAAAGGAGCUUCACAACAGAUGCAACUCAGGUUUUUCCAGGAAAAAAUCAGUCUUCCAGAUGGGACAAGCCCUCUCUUCUUGGAAAUUUUGAUGCCUCGUGCAAUUGCAGUCGGAGUAGAGACUGGGGAUGGAGUAAAUUCAUCUCCCAUUCACAGCUAAGGAGAAGGAAAUACCUGAAAAAUGAUGACCUAAUUAUCUUUGCAGAGUUUGAAGAUUUAACACAUCUCAGGAAGACCGAACAUCUUUCUCCACAAACAUGGUUCAUCCUUGGGGAGCAUCCUUUGGGGCGGAAUAAGAGAUCAGCCCCUCUGGAGGACUGGCAAUCUUACCAGACAGGACAGUGUGACCAAAAUCCCUGCCAAAAUGAUGGCAUCUGUGUAAAUGUCAAAGGGAGAGCAAGCUGCAGGUGUGCUACAAGCAAAAUCUUCUUCUACACAGGUGUGAGAUGCCAGGUAGCACAUGUCCAUCGGAAUAUACUUGCUUUGCUGGCUGUUGGAGCUGUUGGGAGUGUUGUACUUGUAAUCCUUUCCAUGCUAACCAGGCAACAGAGACUUAUUUCAGAAUACAGGUUUAAGAUGAUUCCAUAUAUUUCUUAUGGCCAGCCCAGAAUGGCCCACCCAGCCGGACCAUACUGCUUCCAAAUUGGCCAGGUCCGAAAAGCAAAACCUCUGCUUUAUCAUUAG
This is a messenger RNA of Varanus komodoensis (Komodo dragon), 2217 nucleotides long. It is a transcript of the gene MEP1A, whose product is annotated as meprin A subunit alpha. Gene Ontology annotation, cellular component: membrane. Gene Ontology annotation, biological process: proteolysis. Bases 1 to 2217 code for a protein of 738 amino acids. NCBI's taxonomy places the organism in Eukaryota, Metazoa, Chordata, Lepidosauria, Squamata, Varanidae. The transcript is spliced from 13 exons. Gene Ontology annotation, molecular function: metalloendopeptidase activity; zinc ion binding; protein binding. The record is from RefSeq and is a predicted model, not a curated record.